This is a messenger RNA of Puccinia triticina, 1230 nucleotides long. RefSeq lists its product as uncharacterized. The transcript has 8 exons. The coding region runs from base 1 to 1230 and encodes 409 amino acids. Gene Ontology annotation, cellular component: mitochondrion. Lineage: Eukaryota; Fungi; Basidiomycota; Pucciniomycetes; Pucciniales; Pucciniaceae. The record is from RefSeq and is a predicted model, not a curated record. Gene Ontology annotation, molecular function: metal ion binding; alcohol dehydrogenase (NAD+) activity.
AUGGAUUUCGCGAACAUGAAGGCCCGCAAGGUGGGCGUGUUCACGGACAAGACGGUCCUGAACCUGUACCCGGUCAAGGCGGCGCUGGAGUCCUUGGAGACGGCGGGGAUAUCGUACGAGGUGUUCAGCGAGUGCAAGAUCGAGCCCAACCAAGAGAGCUGGGAACGGGCGAUAAGCUUCAGCCGGGCCCACGACUUCUCCCACUUCCUGGCCGUCGGCGGGGGCUCGGUCAUCGACACCUGCAAGGUCGCCAACCUCUACAGCUGCUACCCGGACGCCGACCUGCUCGAGUUCGUCAAUGCGCCCAUCGGCAGGGGCGCGCCCAUCGAGCGCACCCUCAAGCCCUUGAUCGCUGUCCCUACCACCGCCGGCACAGGCUCCGAAACUACCGGCACCGCCAUCUUUGAUUAUACGCCGCUGCAGGCCAAGACGGGCAUCGCUAACAGGGCCUUGAGACCCACCCUCGGAAUCGUCGACCCCUUGAGCACCGACAGCUGUCCCCGAGCGGUGCAUGUGAACAGCGGCCUCGACGUGCUCUUCCACUCGCUCGAAUCUUACACCGCUAUUCCGUACUAUAUGCGCUCCCCCCGCCCGUCUAAUCCCAAGUACAGACCCGCUUAUCAAGGCCGAAAUCCGAUCAGUGACGUCUUCUCGCUCUGGGCAUUAAAGACAACCGUUAAAUAUCUUCCCAGAGUGGCGCGCGAUCCGACCGAUAGAGAGGCCAAGACCCAGAUGCUGCUUGCGUCUACUUUCGCUGGGAUUGGGUUUGGGAACGCGGGUGUGCACUUGUGUCACGGAUUUUCGUACCCUAUCUCGGGGCUGAACAAGAAGCUAGCCAAAUGGAGCGGGUCGGGGUACGAGGUCGACGGGCCCCUGGUCCCGCACGGGCUGUCGGUAGCGCUGACGGGCCCGGCGGUGUUCCGGUUCACGGCGGCCUCGUCGCCGGACCGGCACCGCGAAGCGGCGGAGAUCUUUGCCCGGGCGCGCGGCGACCCGGCGGCGAGCGCCGUCGCCGACGCCGACGUCGGCGAGCUCAUCCACGACCGCAUCGCUCAGUUCCUCGUCGACCUCGGCCUCCCCCGCGGCCUCUCUGCAAUCGGAUACCGUCCCCAAAACAUCCAGGCCCUCGUCGCCGGCACGCUUCCCCAGAAACGCGUCCUUGAUCUCGCGCCGGGCGACUCGAAUGCCGAGGCCUUGACUCAAAUCUUAGAGAAAGCAAUGUCUUUCUAG